CCUUCCUUCCUCUCCAUCUUGUUUCAGGUCCAGGAUGGGGGCCAUGUCUGUCUGGGUCUCAGGCCUCCUGAUUCUCCAGAUGCUGCUCUUUGUGGCUGGGGAACAGGGCACACAGGACGCCACUGCUGCUGCCACUGCCGAGAAGGGGCUCCACAUGCAGAAGGUGGGGUCUGGGUCGGUGCGGGCUGCGCUGGCAGAGCUGGUGGCCCUGCCCUGUCUCUUCACCCUGUGGCCACGGCCAGGUGCAGCCCGAGAAGCUCCUCGGAUCAAGUGGACCAAGGUGCGGACUGCAUCAGGCCAACGGCAGGACUUGCCCAUCCUAGUGGCCAAGGACAACGUGGUUCGAGUGGCCAAGGGCUGGCAGGGACGCGUGUCACUACCUGCCUACCCCCGGCACCGGGUCAACGCCACGUUGCUACUGGGGCCACUGAGGGCCAGCGACUCCGGGCUCUACCGCUGCCAGGUGGUGAGGGGCAUCGAGGAUGAGCAGGACCUGGUGCCCCUGGAAGUGACGGGUGUUGUGUUCCACUACCGAGCAGCCCAGGAUCGCUACUCGCUGACCUUCGCUGAGGCCCAGGACGCCUGCCGUCUCAACUCAGCCACCAUUGCAGCCCCGCGGCACCUGCAGGCUGCCUUCGAGGAUGGCUUUGACAACUGUGAUGCCGGGUGGCUCUCUGACCGCACUGUUCGGUAUCCUAUCACCCAGUCCCGUCCUGGUUGCUAUGGUGACCGUAGCAGCCUUCCAGGGGUGAGGAACUAUGGGAGGCGAGACCCACGGGAACUCUACGAUGUGUAUUGCUUUGCCCGUGAGCUGGGGGGCGAGGUCUUCUACGUAGGUCUGGCCCGCCGCCUGACACUGGCCGGCGCGCGUGCCCAGUGCCGCCGCCAGGGCGCUGUGCUGGCCUCGGUAGGACAGCUGCACCUGGCCUGGCAUGAGGGCCUGGACCAGUGCGACCCGGGCUGGCUGGCCGACGGCAGCGUGCGCUAUCCGAUCCAGACGCCGCGCCGGCGCUGCGGGGGCCCAGUUCCGGGCGUGCGCACCGUCUAUAGCUUCGCCAACCGCACCCGCUUUCCGGCGCCGAGAGAGCGCUACGACGCCUACUGCUUCCGAGCUCAUCACCCUACAUCACAACAUGGAAACCCAGAGACUCCGUCGUCUGGGGAUGAGGGGGAGAUUCUGUCAGCAGAAGGGCCCCCCGCCCAAGAACUGGAGCCCAGCCUGGAGGAGGAGGAGGUGGUCACCCCAGACUUCCAGGAGCCUCUGGUGUCCAGUGGGGAAGAAGAGCCUCUGAUCUUGGCAGAGAAGCAGGAGUCUCGAGAGACCCCCAGUCCUGCCACUGGGGGCCUCACACUAGCCUCAAGGCCUGCUCUGGAGGCUGAGGAGGUGUGGCUGAGCACGGUGUCCCCCGCCCCCGGCAACGUGGAGGCAGGCACUGCGGUGGGCAGGCACACAGAGGCAACCCCAGCCAGCCCCAUGCCCAGGAGGAGGGGGCGCUUUAAAGGGUUGAACGGGCGCCACUUCCAGCAACAGGAACCCCAGCGAGGGCUGAAGGGCGCGCUCCAGGCCAGCGUCCAGCCCCCCACCCCAGAGGUUGCUGGGAAUUACGUGGAGCCUCCCCUGGCCACAGGAGCCACUGACGCCUUGGGGAGUGGCCGGAGCCAAAGCCCCUGGGCUGUGCUGACCAAUGAGGUGGAUGUGCCUGGAGCUGGUUCCCCUGGUGGCAGGAGCCCCCCAGAGCCCUGGCUGUGGCCCCCAACCAUGGUCCCACCUAUCACCCUUGGCCUGGAACUAGAGGAAGCCAAGGGCCCCAGUGUGAGGCCUGCCACCCCCGACCUGCCCUGGUCCUCCUCGGAGGCCACUGCCUUGGCUCCCAACCCCUUGAAGGGCCCCAGCACUGCCCGCUGGGAGCCUUCUCCCACAGUCAUUUCUCCAGACCUCCCUGUCAUGGCCAUGCUUCGUGGCCACAAACUGUGGCUCCUGUCACACCCUACGCCCCUCCCCACCGAUGCCAGUGAGGUAAAGGGGUAUAAUGAAGCCAUGGCCGCUGCCCCACCCUCCCCUGCCUCAGAGAUCGAGGCCAGCCCCCAGGAUCCCUUCCAUCCAGAAGUGUAUUCCCUGCCCUCCUCCUCGGGCCUGAUGGGACAAGGUGGAGAGGCCACAUCCCUGACACUCAGCACGGGUCCUAACUCCUUCAGAGCAGACUUCGGAAAAACUGGGGGGACCAGCCCUACUGGGCUCAGCAAAGCUGAGCCCCCCAGAUCCAACCCACAGGCUUCUGUGGAUGGGAAUGUGGUGGCAGCCGUCACUCCCACUGAGACGGCCACUGAGCCCAUGGGAGCCAGAGGCGUCUUGGGGUCUGAGUCUGCGGUCUUCAACACAGCAGAGACCCCCACUUCCAGCUUGCAGGCCAACAUGGAUGAGGCACAGGGCAUGUGGCGGUCACUGCACAGUGAAGGGCUAGACCCCCAUUCCCCAUCUGCGCCCUUGGGGGUCCCUAGGGUCUCCUUGAUGCUCAAGGUCACCCCGCGUUCGGAGCCUUCGGCUGCUACAGAUGGAGGAGCCACAGUGGCUCCCAUGAAUUCCAUGGCCACACUAGACACCCGUGGUGCCGGUGGGAAUUGGGAACCUGGAUCCCACGUGGUUGAGGGAGCUGAAAGCCCCACCUUGAACCCUCAAAUGGCUGUGGAUACAAGUGUGGUGAUGUCCCUCAUGUCCCUGGACCUGGGGGACAAGGUUGGGGUCCUGGCCAUGUCCACAAUGGCCUCCUCAAACUCCCAACCCCAUCCAGAGCCGGAGGGCCAGAUGGUGACCCAGGGCACCCUGAGAGGCUUGGAGCCUCCCCGUGAGGGCAACCCCUCAGGGGAGCCCGCUCUUCCUCCUUGGACACCGACGGCAGCCAGCAAGGACAAGCCCAUUUCAGUUUCCUCGGGGGAGCCUAUAGUGCCGUGGGACUCCCCCAGCACCCUGCUGCCUGCCUCCCUGGGCCCAGAGGAGUUUGAGCUGGAGGUCCUGGCGGGGAGCCCAGGUGUGGAGAGCUUCUGGGCGGAGGCAGCAAGUGGAGAGGAGCCAGCCCUGCCAGGAGCCCCUGCAAAUGGGAGUGCAGAGGAGGUUCCCUCGGAUCCCUGUGAGAACAACCCUUGCCUGCAUGGGGGCACGUGUAAAGCCAAUGGCACCAUGUAUGGCUGUAGCUGUGACCAGGGCUUUGCUGGAGAGAACUGUGAGAUCGAUAUAGAUGACUGCCUCUCCAGCCCCUGUGAGAAUGGAGGCACCUGCAUCGACGAGGUCAACGCCUUCGUCUGCCUUUGCCUCCCCAGCUAUGGGGGCAGCCUCUGUGAGAAAGACACAGAGGGCUGUGACCAUGGCUGGCACAAGUUUCAGGGCCACUGCUACCGCUACUUCGCCCAUCGGCGGGCAUGGGAGGAUGCCGAGAGGGACUGCCGCCGUCGAGCCGGCCACCUGACCAGCAUCCACUCAUCCGAAGAACACGGCUUCAUUAACAGUUUUGGGCGUGAAAACACGUGGAUCGGCCUAAACGACAGGAUCGUGGAGAGGGAUUUCCAGUGGACGGACAACACGGGGCUGCAAUAUGAGAACUGGAGGGAGAACCAGCCUGACAAUUUCUUCGCGGGGGGGGAGGACUGUGUGGUGAUGGUGUCACAUGAGAGUGGGCACUGGAAUGAUGUCCCCUGCAACUACAACCUCCCCUAUGUCUGUAAGAAGGGCACAGUGCUGUGUGGUCCCCCUCCAGCAGUGGAGAACGCCUUGCCCAUCGGUGCCCGCAAGGCCAAGUAUAAUGUCCACGCCACUGUACGCUACCAGUGCGACGAAGGAUUUGCCCAGCACCAUGUGGCCAUCAUCCGAUGCCGGAGCAAUGGCAAAUGGGACCGGCCCCAAAUCGUCUGCACCAAACCCAGACGAUCCCAUCGGAUGCGGCGACACCAUCACCACCACCAACACCACCACCAGCAUCACCACCACAAAUCGCGCAAGGAGCGCAGAAAACACAAGAAACACCCAGCAGAGGACUGGGAGAAGGAAGAAGGGAAUUUCUGCUGAAGAACCAGGCAAAAGAAAGCACAAUCCCCUUCCCACACCUCCCCUGGAGCCUUCACCUGGGGAGGCAGAGCCCAGAGAGAAACAAGAGGGUCCGGAAGCCCCUGAGUCCCAAACUGCAUCCCCCCAUACAUAACCAUUUGUAAAAAGCUCCUCUCUCCUUUUUCUUACAUAUACAAGGUCCUCUUGGCAGGUGUAGCCAUGUGUCUGAAAAGUCAGUUCUAGUCAGGCUGAACUCUGGGCGCAUCUCUCAGAGGAGGGAAGCACAAUCAGCAAAGAUUAUUCUUUGCACUGGUUUAGUCUUUUGUUGGCAAGGCUGACUGCCAGUUGUGGAAAUAAGGCUGUGAUAAGGGUGCAAGAAUGUGUGUUUGGAUUCGCACUAAGGAAUUGCUUUUACCACCAGAGGUUCAGAUUUAGUAAACUGUCGGAUGUCCUAAAUGCAGGCUGAAGCCUAUAGUGAAGGUCACUGGCUUUGGGAGUAGAAAAUUACAUGGACGCACACGGCUUGAACUUGAUGACAGCUCUUCCUUCACCUUGGACUUCAGCCUAAGUCAGUCCUCAGUCUUGGUGGAUGAACUGAGUGUGGAAUUCCUAUGUAUUGAAUUUUAGGAAUGUUUUUAGAACAACGUCCCUCCGUGCCCUCAGAGUUAGGGGUCAGAAUAGUCAGAGGAAUUUGUGGGCAAUGAGGGGAAGCUGUAUUGCUUGCCCUCUCAGGUCUAGUCCAGUGCUGAGAUUUGGUGGUUCUGCAUGUGUGGUGAAUUUUAUACACACACACACACACACACACACAGAUGAGAGGAUGUUUAGGGCUCAACGAACCCAGAUUUCUUCCCCCUCCAUCUCUCAGGGAGACAAAGAACCUCCUUCCUGGGCCAAGGAGGUGCCAAGUUUUCUAGCUCGUUGCCCAUAUCCAUCCCUCAAGCAGACAUUGGUAGUGCCCCUGCCAUGGGUCCCACCCCUACCCCUACUCUAUUCCUGUCUCCUCCAUUCAUCGCCUGGUGGACUAGAAAUGCUUAAAACUUGAAGUAGUGACAUCUACCUACGGUCAUGUAGAGAGAUGUGCAGUGUUAAAACUGAAACACACACACACACACAUUUUUCUCUUAGUUUUUUAAUUUUUUAAGCAGUAAAGAACUCACCUUGCCUUCCUCCCCAGAAUCUGAAACCUGUAAAAACUUGCCCCAAGCCGGAAGUCGGGAUUCAGCUUCCUGAUCUCUGGCAGGAAAGAGCCACAGCUUUUCCUCCGUGUCCUUUGUCCACUCUCAGCCUCUCUAGUCUGGGUAACAUCUGUGGAUUAGUGUUAAAAACCACAGUGGAGAAUGGCCCUCUGCAGGAAAGAAAAAUAAGCAAAUAUACAGUCCAUCUAAGGGUUCAGUAGAGAAAGAAAUGUGUUGGCUUAGCCUAUAUCCCUCCUGGGAAGUACUAAUCAUAAUUGACAACUAUGGAGUAGGUACCAUGCUAAGGACUUACACUGCCUCCAUGAAUCUUCUCAACAGCCCAGUGACUUAGGAACCAUUACUUUCCCAUUUUACACAAGACAAAACUGAGGCUCAGAUAAGAGAAAGGCACUGGCUUGCAAGACAGGAAUAAGGAUUCAGUCCUGCCUCUGGCUGACUCCUAACCCUGCUCUCUAUUUUGGGGGGAAGGAAUUGAAACAUAAUCAUGCUCUAACACACAGGAAGAUUUAGGAAAAGAUUGAGAAGUGCAAACUAGACCUGCAUCCUUGACCAUGGUCUUUAGUGUCCCCUGCUAUAGACAUUAUCUACUGUCCCAUGUUACGGUUAUUGUUGAGAAAACCCAGGGAUAUAGGUUUGCCUUCUAGGUUUGAUAAUUCCUUUUGGUUUAAGAAAUAUAAAAACAAUAACACAUCUUCAGUCAUCCAUGUCACAAAAGAAUUUUCCUUUGUUUGGAGUGGGGGGCUCUGGGGAUGCAACUUUUUUGGGGGUGUCUUGGUUUAUGCUCCUUACCCUUGACCACCUCAGCCCCUCGCCCUGCCCCCACCCCAGCUCCGUGGUGGGAGGGGGCUCUGAUAUUUUCUAAGGUGGGUGGUUUGUCUCUUGGUCUUUCCCUUUGAGAUGUGCGUGUGUGUUUGAGUGUGCCGCGUGUGUGGCAUGCGUGUGAGUGUGUGUGCGCGUGAACAGCUUUGGAUUCUGUUGGUUAUGCUGUCAGCUGCAGUGUUCCGUGGGUCUGUGGUAUCUGACACUAUGGACAUUAAUGUACUCCUUGGACAUUUUAAUAAAAUUUUUUAACAGUUCAA
Aethalodelphis obliquidens (Pacific white-sided dolphin) is the source of this 6311-nucleotide messenger RNA. It is a transcript of the gene NCAN, whose product is annotated as neurocan. Gene Ontology annotation, cellular component: perineuronal net; synapse. The coding region runs from base 35 to 4057 and encodes 1340 amino acids. Gene Ontology annotation, molecular function: calcium ion binding; hyaluronic acid binding. The record is from RefSeq and is a predicted model, not a curated record. Gene Ontology annotation, biological process: glial cell differentiation; cell adhesion; skeletal system development. The transcript has 15 exons. NCBI's taxonomy places the organism in Eukaryota, Metazoa, Chordata, Mammalia, Artiodactyla, Delphinidae.